Anneissia japonica is the source of this 1529-nucleotide messenger RNA. RefSeq names its product 26S proteasome non-ATPase regulatory subunit 14. Gene Ontology annotation, molecular function: metallopeptidase activity; protein binding; proteasome binding. Lineage: Eukaryota; Metazoa; Echinodermata; Crinoidea; Comatulida; Comatulidae. Bases 97 to 1032 code for a protein of 311 amino acids. The record is from RefSeq and is a predicted model, not a curated record. Gene Ontology annotation, cellular component: proteasome regulatory particle, lid subcomplex. The transcript is spliced from 8 exons. Gene Ontology annotation, biological process: protein deubiquitination; proteasome-mediated ubiquitin-dependent protein catabolic process.
CACAGAACAAAUGUACUGGAAAAAUAAAUUAAAACAAACACAUUUCUGAUUUUCUGAAAAGUCAUCGGGGAAGAAAGAAAGAACUGAACAGUCAUAAUGGAUCGUUUACUUCGUCUUGGCGGUGGAAUGUCUGGGCUCGGUGGUGGUGCAACAACUAGUGAUGCUCCAAUGGUUGACACAGCAGAGCAAGUCUACAUAUCAUCUUUGGCACUCUUAAAAAUGUUAAAGCAUGGUCGAGCAGGUGUACCAAUGGAAGUUAUGGGUUUGAUGUUGGGUGAGUUUGUUGAUGACUACACUGUUCGAGUUAUUGACGUUUUUGCGAUGCCACAGUCAGGAACUGGUGUUAGUGUAGAAGCAGUUGAUCCUGUUUUCCAAGCCAAGAUGUUGGAUAUGUUAAGACAAACAGGAAGGCCUGAAAUGGUAGUCGGGUGGUAUCAUUCCCAUCCUGGUUUUGGUUGCUGGUUGUCCGGUGUAGACAUCAACACGCAACAAAGUUUUGAAGCGCUAUCAGAUAGAGCUGUAGCUGUAGUCGUUGAUCCUAUUCAGAGUGUUAAGGGAAAAGUUGUUAUAGAUGCCUUCAGGCUAAUCAACCCUAACAUGAUGGUAUUAGGGCAGGAGCCAAGACAGACAACUUCCAACCUAGGACAUCUUCACAAACCAUCCAUACAGGCCCUAAUUCAUGGACUAAACAGGCAUUACUAUUCUAUAGCAAUUAACUACAGAAAAAAUGAACUUGAACAAAAGAUGUUGUUAAAUUUGCAUAAAAAGAGUUGGACAGAUGGCCUCAUGUUAAAAGAUUACAACGAUCAUUGCAGUUUGAAUGAGAAGACAGUAAAGGAUAUGUUGGAAUUGGCCAAGAACUAUAAUAAGUCGGUUGAAGAAGAAGAUACCAUGACAGCGGAGCAGUUGGCUGUGAAGAAUGUAGGUAAACUGGACCCAAAGAGGCAUCUGGAAGAACAUGUUCAAGUACUGAUGACCGCAAACAUUGUACAAUGCCUAGGAUCUAUGUUGAAUACUGUAGUCUUUAAGUAACCAAUAGAAAGAGCACCUAUAACCUGGCAUUAUGAACAUUGUUCAGGAAAUGUUAACUCUUCCUUUAGAUCAACAUACAGGGGAGGGGGAAAGGGAAAGGGGGUGGUAGUUUAAUGUAACUAUCAUUGCAUUGUAAUCCUGCUAUCUGAAGUUAAUGAUGUUCACAGAUAGUCAUUACUGUUUUCACAUUUAUACAUUUUUUUGUUUUUAUUAUUAACACCUAAUUGAUAGCCAUUUACAAAAUGUCUGCUAAUGGCUGGCUUAGUGUUAUUUAUUUUUUGUAGGGGAGUGGGAGGGAUGGGAAGGAAAUGUAUAUUAUUAUUAUUACAGACCCUAUUGUCUGUGUUAUUUGUAUUAAUUGUUGUUAUUCAAAAUAAAUAAUUUCAAUAUUUUGAAUUUUACAUGCAGGUAGUAUAGAAUGCUUGGUUAUCUGAGAUGAUUGCUGCUCUAUUAAAUACAGUACAUGUAUAUACUGAUUGCUAUCUCGUGUAUAUGAA